UAUAAACAGUCGACUACGCCUUGAAGUUAUUUGAAAAUUAGUUUAAUAAAACGCAUGCUUCAUUGUAUUUUAGAUAUUGUGUUAUAAAAGUGAAGGUUAUUAAAACAGCAGGCUGUGAGAAAAGUGUCUUAGCCACAUUUAUUACCAAACAAACAUUGACCGUUAGAAGUUGAGCAUUAAGCUCCAGAAUUUGAUUUAAACCGUGUUUUACGCUAAAUUAGUUGACAAUGGAGUCUGCAUCAGUAACUGACCGCUUAAACAAGCUGAGGGAGGAGAGAAUCGCCCGAGAAAAGGCGCGAAUUGCGAAGCUACGGGAGCUAAACCUCAAGAAAUACAACAAAAAUGAUGACAUUAAAAAUUCUAAUUCAAACCUUUCCAUAGUUAAUAAAUCAGUCAAAUCUGAAUCGAAUAUGAAAAACAAUGGUGCAGGCCCUGUAAAAAAUUAUUUGCAUGUCAAUGGCGCGGCGAAGAGGCCUCUCUCAGUACCAACAAAAAUAAAAAAUGAAGAUGCUAAAUCCAAAUCAGAUCUGCCUAAAUCGACAUCAAACAUACCAAAAAUUACAAACAAAACUGAAAAGAUCAUGUCUAAUAUUGUGAAUGUUAACAAAAAGGUGGGAAUUACCAAUAACAAUAAAAAGCCAGUUAAUAAUACCGAAAGCAAAUUCUCCAAAAGUGACAAGAAGCAGGUCUUGGAUGGUAAACCACAGGUACCCCGCGUCAGUCUUUUGCAGAAACCUAAGUUAAACACUAAUGCUGACCGAAAACAAAACUUUCCCAUCCGAAAGGCUGAAGGUCUAACUUCAAAUGUAAAAAUCCGCCAAAGUCUUGCCGUUGCCAACAACAAACCCCCUUCCGAUGUACCACGCAAGUCCAUGAUCCCUCAAAGCGCCUCAAAUUCUGAAUCAGUCUUUGACCGCCUCUACAAACCGAAACCAGUUCAAAAUAGUCACAAAAAUGAAAUUGAAAAGCUACAAACUGAUCCUAAUUACUUGAAGAAGGUGAUCCGUACCUCUGGAUUGAUUUUGAACAAACGACACACAGUUUUUGAGCCCGCCAAAGCGAAGGUAGCAGUGCCAGUCCGCAGAUCAAUCUCCGCUGUCCAUUUCAAACGUAUAGGAAAGCAAGAACUUGGCAAUUGUAUUCACAAAUGGUCCUCAAUUGGUGACAAACUCAACAAUAUUCAUUUGAAACAUAUCAACGAGGAUGAAAAUGUACGGGAAGAGAAAGUUGUGUCUGCGGUUAAGAGUGAGAGAAAAAAAGUGACCUUUAUGACACCGAUGGGUAACUUCAACACUCCAAGGCCAGAGGAACUGCAAGCGAGGUUGAAAUCUUGGCUGCAGAAGCGGGGCAAAUCACUGGACUCCUAUCACCAUUUGCAAUGCUUUGGCAUACAUCAUUUACCGCAGACUAUAAAGUUUGAUCCUAAAGCUUUUGACGAGGAAAAUAAAGAGAACAUAGCGGUAGAAUCUGACAGUGAUGAUGAUUCUUUUACGGAGAACAUGAAUGAGGAUCCGAAGGCCAGUACGGAGAGAUGGAGGAAUGCUAGCUGCGUGACGGACAGUGAAGAUUUUAAUGAAUCCCAUAAUACUACUGCGACGUGCAGCGAUAUUAUUAACUUGGAUGAAGUUGUCGUUGGCGCUUUGAAUGAUUUGACCGAGUUACUUAAAGAGGGUUUCGAUUGGGAACAAUGCGCGCGCUGGCUGCGUGCAAUACGCGAGCGUUUCCCUUCGGCUCCGCACAGCGCCGCGUACUGGGAAUGUCGGGCCGCGCUCGAGGAAACGCGCGGCGAUCUGCCUGCUUCCGUCCAGUGCUGGGAAGAAGCUAUCGCUAAGGGCACUGAGCGCUCCGUAGUGGAAGCCAAUUUAGACCAGCUGCUAGACAAAUUUAUGCAGUUGAAAAUAAGUCCAAACAGCCACGGGAAGCGCCGGGAGGUCGACCCCAAGCUGGUCGACGUCAAAAACGUGUUCAAAAGCACUAUCAUACGAUUCGCUGUCCAACAGGCAAAGUUACGCCAAUCGAACCAAUUCGAUGCUCCGAAGUACACGGUGACCCCAGUGCGACGCAGUGCAAGGUUGAGCUCUCAUUGGAGUGCAAAACGCACCCCCCUACAAGUUUGCACAAGUGUAAGACAAGCUGACGAAGUACUAGGAGAAAAACCAGUGUUCGUGCCAAACGGAAGCCUAUAUGGCACUCCUUAAAGUUGAAGAUGCAAUAUUUUAUGGGUUAAAGUUAAAUUAUCUUGUAUAAAGAACUUAAUUGUACUAUAAGGUAUGAAAAUGAAUUGUUUAGUAUUAAAUAGUUACUGACAGCGAUCUCGCCCGCUGUACGGGUGUUAAAAAUAC
This is a messenger RNA of Spodoptera exigua (beet armyworm), 2342 nucleotides long. The record is from the annotation of a GenBank genome assembly. Lineage: Eukaryota; Metazoa; Arthropoda; Insecta; Lepidoptera; Noctuidae.